AUGCCACCGACAUCCACCACAGCACCACUUCUUAGCUUUUUUUCAGCGAACACUGUGCAGCCGAAAACAGUCGACCAACUGGCUGCGUCUAUCAUGGGCCAGAGUGUGAAGGUCGUUCAAGAUGAUCAUGGAGAUCGGUCUGCUGUGUCAGCCGAUAACGUUGUACUAACAUCUUCUAAACCCCUACCCUGCGAUGGUGGUCUAGCAGGUUCAGGGAAGAGCACCAGCGCUUCAGCGACCGAGGGGGGCGACUUGUGCCGGACAGAAGACACUAUGUCUGCAACUGCAGGGACUAUUGAUCACGAGCGGCUGAAAACAGUGGGAUCGGGUCAAAGCCUUGUCGCGAUGAGCGGGUCUCCUCCGUGCGCUCCGUCGGUGGUGAGUUCUGAGGCAGCUACACAACCUGAGGCGGACACAGACGUGAAUGGACGUAGUACUACUACUAAAGCGCAGGAGGGUG
This is a messenger RNA of Amoebophrya sp. A25, 460 nucleotides long. The record is from the annotation of a GenBank genome assembly. NCBI's taxonomy places the organism in Eukaryota, Dinophyceae, Syndiniales, Amoebophryaceae.